AUGAGGGACAAGCGCGCCUCCGCGUUGCUGCUGCUGCUGCUGCAGCAGCAGCAGCUGCUGCUGCUGCUGCAGCAGCGGCUGCUGCUGCUGCUGCUGCAGCUGCUGGGGGUUCGGGGCGUGCUGCGGAAGAUUCUGGUGAGGGAGGGAGUGCGGGUGCCCCCGGGGACUCCCGUGGGUUUGCUGGAAGCAGCAGCAGCAGCAGCAGGCCCUGCAGCAGCAAACACUGCAGCAGCAGCAGCAGCAGCAGCAGAGGAAGCAGCAGCAGCAGCAGCAACACUGCCCCCAGGAACUGUCUCUCUCUUCAUGCCCGCCCUCAGCAGCACAAUGACGGAAGGCCGAAUUACCAAGUGGUUGAAGCAAGAAGGAGACAAAAUUGAAGUUGGAGACAGAAUUCUGGUGGUGGAAAGCGACAAAGCGGACAUGGAGGUGGAGGCCUUCGACGCGGGGUACUUGGCAGGUGUAGGUACACCCGAAGGAGCAGCAGCAGCAGUUGGAGACACAAUUGCUUUUAUUGUCCCCAAAAAGGAGCAAGUUGCGCAGCUGCAAGCAGCAGCAGCAGCAGCAGCAGCAGGAGCAGCAGCAGCAGCAGCGGGGCCUGCUGCUGCUGCUGCUGCUCCUGCUGCAGCUGCGGCAGCAGAGCCGGCGGCGGCAGCUGCUGCAGCGGACGCUGCAGCAGCAGCAGACGCAGCAGCAGCAGCAGCUGCUGCUGCUGCUGCGGCCAAGGAAGCAGCAGAUGCUGCAGCACUUGAAGAAGCAGCAGCAGCAGCAGCAGCAGAUUGGCUGCUGCCAAGUGUAGACCAAACUGCAGCAGAACAGUCUCUCCCCAACUUGUCUGCUGAGCAGCUGCAGCAGCUGCUGCGCAACAGACUUGCUGCUACUCUUCCUGCUGCUGCUGCUGCACUGGACAACCCCAAAUUUGCUGCUGAGCUGCUGCGGCGGAUGAAACUGCGGCCGCCGCCUCGUGCUGCUCUUUUGUCUUCUUCUGGCUUUUUUGACAGCAGCAGCAGCAGCAGCAGCAGCAGCAGCAGCAAGGGAGAAGAAGCAGCAGCAGAAGAGCCGGUGUAUCUGACACCGGCGGCAGAGGCGCUGGCGGAGAAGCACAAAGUGGAGCCGAAGUCCAUUCAGGGUUCUGGCUUUGGGGGGCGGAUAACUUUGGCAGAUGUGAAAAAACAUUUGGGAGAAAAAAACGAAAGUCCGGAAACCCUUUAUUCCUUCUCGGGUGUACGUACACCUCAGAAGCUGGAGAAGCCCGUCGCCGUUCGAGAACGUAGCAGCAGCAGCAGCAGCAGCAGCAGGCAGCAGCAGCAGCAGCAGCAGCAGCAGCAGCAGCAGCAGCAGCAGCAGCAGCAGCAGCAGCAGGUGAUGAUGAACGUCACGCUCACCUGCGACCACAGACACAUCUACGGACAUCAUGCCGCCGAAUUCCUACAGGACUUCGCGGAAAUUAUUGAAAAUGCGCCAAGCAGUUUACUUUUAUGA
Eimeria necatrix is the source of this 1479-nucleotide messenger RNA. Its product is annotated as biotin requiring domain-containing protein / 2-oxo acid dehydrogenases acyltransferase catalytic domain-containing protein, putative. Bases 1 to 1479 code for a protein of 492 amino acids. Gene Ontology annotation, molecular function: dihydrolipoyllysine-residue acetyltransferase activity. The record is from RefSeq and is a predicted model, not a curated record. Gene Ontology annotation, biological process: pyruvate decarboxylation to acetyl-CoA. NCBI's taxonomy places the organism in Eukaryota, Apicomplexa, Conoidasida, Eucoccidiorida, Eimeriidae. The transcript has 9 exons. Gene Ontology annotation, cellular component: pyruvate dehydrogenase complex.